AUGGAUGUGCCCACCCAUGCCUUUUCCCAUGCAAUGGCCACCCGGAGACCCAUGGGCAGCAUACAGGGCACAUUACAACUGACCUUCAACUCCACUAGAGGGAGCCUUCUCACAAGCACCUUCUGCGACAAGAAGACUUCAGACGUUGGCUUCACGCCUCCCUCGUCCUCUCCCACCAGGCCGCGCAAUGACCGCAACGUCUUCUCCCGCCUCACCAGCAACCAGAGUCAGGGCUCUGCGCUGGACAAGUCUGACGACAGCGAUUCCUCUGUCUUGGAGGUACACUCCCUUAGCACCAACAGGGGCCUCAUUAACCCCGUGGGCGGUGCCAGGAGCGCCCGGACGGCCCCGCUGCAGUGCAUCUCCGUGGCGGAAGGACACUUCAAGCCCGUUCUCUGCGUGGACGCCACCAACGAGCUGCUCUUCUCCGGAUCCAAAGACCGGAGCUGCAAAAUGUGGAACCUGGUGACGGGCCAGGAUAUCGCCUCGCUAAAGGGCCACCCCAAUAAUGUGGUGUCCAUCAAGUACUGCAGCCACUCAGGGUUGGUCUUCACUGUCUCCACCUCCUACAUCAAGGUGUGGGAUAUCCGGGAUUCGGCCAAGUGCAUCCGCACCCUCACCUCUUCAGGCCAGGUGAUCUCUGGGGACGCCUGGGCUGGGACCACCACCCGCACCAUCGCCAGCGUGCAGGGCGAGCACCAGAUCAACCAGAUCGCACUCAACCCCACUGGCACCAUGCUCUACGCUGCCGCCGGGAACUCUGUCCGCAUCUGGGAGCUCAACAGGUUGCAGCCUAUCGGGAAGCUGACCGGCCACAUCGGGCCUGUGAUGUGUCUCACUGUGAACCAGACUGCGAGCAACCAUGACCUGGUCGUCACCGGCUCCAAGGAUCACUACGUCAAGCAUAACUUCGAGCCCCCGCACUACGACGGCAUCGAGUGUCUGGCCAUCCAGGGCGACGUGCUCUUCAGCGGCUCCGGGGACAACGGGAUCAAGAAGUGGGACCUGGAGCAGCAGGAGCUCCUCCAGCAAAUCCCCAACGCGCACAAGGACUGGGUCUGUGCCCUGGCCUUCGUCCCCGGCCGCCCCAUGCUGCUGAGCGCCUGCCGCGGGGGCGUGGUGAAGGUCUGGAACAUGGAGAACUUCUCGCCCGUUGGGGAGAUCAAGGGCCACAACAGCCCCAUCAAUGCCAUCUGCACCAAUUCCAAGCACAUAUUCACUGCUUCCAGCGACCUGACAGUGAAGCUCUGGAGCUGGAGAAGAUUGCUGAACGGCCCGACCUAGGCACUGGAAAGGCCGGAGCCAGGGCGACUGUCAGGCUCCCUGGCGGGCCCAGGCCCCAGCCCCUCUCCCUGGCUGUGAAGAGCUGGGAGCGGCCUGGCCUGUGUGUGCUCCAGUUUCCAGGACUCUGGGGUGACGGCGUCUCAACUGGGGCUUUGUGAAC
This is a messenger RNA of Malaclemys terrapin pileata, 1444 nucleotides long. Its product is annotated as kinesin-like protein KIF21B. Bases 1 to 1284 code for a protein of 427 amino acids. Lineage: Eukaryota; Metazoa; Chordata; Testudines; Emydidae. Gene Ontology annotation, molecular function: protein binding. The transcript is spliced from 13 exons. Gene Ontology annotation, biological process: ribosomal large subunit assembly. The record is from RefSeq and is a predicted model, not a curated record. Gene Ontology annotation, cellular component: nucleolus.